GUCCGCCCCAAGUCCGGGCAUCUCUCUGGGUGGCUGGGCUCGCGGGAGGGGGCGGCCGUCGGGAGCGCCCGGCGGGGUUGCGGCCUUGGCGCAGGUGAGAAGAGAGGCGCGGUGGAGCCCCCGGCACGCACUCCGCGCUCGGCCCGCCGGAGGCCUGCGGCCCGGGCGGCGGAGACCAUGGCCCGCCUCUUCAGCCCCCGGCCGCCCCCCAGCGAGGACCUCUUCUACGAGACCUACUACAGCCUGAGCCAGCAGUACCCGCUGCUGCUGCUGCUGCUGGCCAUCGUGCUCUGCGCUCUCCUGGCGCUGCUCGCCGUGGCCUGGGCGAGCGGCAGGGAGCUGACCUCAGACCCAGGCUUCUUUACCACGGUGCUAUGUGCUUUGGGCGGCUUCUCACUGCUGCUGGGCCUGGCUUCUCGUGAGCAGCAACUGCAGCGCUGGACACGACCCCUGUCUGGACUUGUGUGGGCUGCAUUGCUGGCUCUGGGCCAAGGCUUCCUGUUUACUGGAGGCAUCGUGAGUGCCUGGGACCAGGUGUCCUUUUUCCUCUUCAUCAUCUUCACUGUGUAUGCCAUGCUGCCCUUGGGCAUGUGGGAAGCUGCUGUUGCAGGCCUUACCGCCUCACUCUCACACUUGCUGGUUCUCGGGCUCUACCUUGGGCCACAGCCGGACUCCCGACCUGCGCUGCUGCCACAGCUGACAGCAAAUGCAGUGCUGUUCCUGUGUGGGAAUGUGGUGGGGGCAUACCACAAGGCGCUGAUGGAGCGGGCGCUGCGCGCCACCUUCCGGGAAGCACUGAGUUCCCUGCACUCUCGCCGGAGACUGGACACAGAGAAAAAGCACCAGGAACACCUUCUCUUGUCAAUCCUUCCUGCCUACCUGGCCCAAGAGAUGAAAGCAGAGAUCAUGGCACGGCUGCAGGCUGGACAGGGGUCACAGCCAGAAAAUGCCAAUAACUUCCAUAGCCUCUAUGUGAAGAGGCACCAAGGAGUAAGUGUGCUGUAUGCUGACAUCGUGGGCUUCACACGGCUGGCCAGUGAGUGCUCCCCCAAGGAGCUGGUACUCAUGCUCAAUGAGCUCUUCGGCAAGUUUGACCAGAUCGCCAAGGAGCACGAAUGCAUGCGGAUCAAAAUCCUGGGAGACUGCUACUACUGUGUCUCUGGACUGCCGCUCUCAUUGCCAGACCAUGCCAUCAACUGCGUGCGCAUGGGGCUGGACAUGUGCCGUGCCAUCAGGAAACUGCGGGCAGCCACAGGCGUGGAUAUCAACAUGCGUGUGGGUGUGCACUCUGGCAGCGUGCUUUGUGGAGUCAUUGGGCUGCAGAAGUGGCAGUAUGAUGUCUGGUCCCAUGAUGUCACACGGGCCAACCACAUGGAGGCGAGCGGUGUGCCAGGGCGAGUGCAUAUCACAGGGGCUACCCUGGCCCUGUUGGCAGGGGCCUAUGCUGUGGAGGAUGCAGCCAUGGAACAACGAGACCCAUACCUUCGGGAGCUGGGGGAGCCUACGUACCUGGUCAUUGAUCCUCGGGCUGAGGAAGAGGAUGAGAAGGGCACCACAGGAGGCUUACUGUUCUCUCUGGAGGGCCACACAAUGCGCCCAUCACUGCUGAUGACCCGCUACCUGGAGUCCUGGGGUGCAGCCAAGCCUUUCGCCCACCUGAGCCACAUAGACAGCCCUGUGUCCACCUCAACUCCUCUCCCGGAGAAGGCCCUGGCUUCCUUCAGUCCUCAGUGGAGCCUGGACCGGAGCCGGACCCCCCGAGGACUAGAUGAUGAGCUGGACACUGGGGAUGCCAAGUUCUUCCAGGUCAUCGAACAGCUCAACUCUCAGAAACAGUGGAAGCAAUCAAAGGACUUCAACUUACUGACACUGUACUUCAGACAGAAGGAGAUGGAGAAACAGUAUCGGUUCUCUGCACUCCCUACCUUCAAAUAUUAUACAGCCUGUGCCUUCUUGGUUUUUCUGUCCAACUUCAUCAUCCAAAUGCUGGUGACAAACAGGCCCCCAGCUCUGGCCCUUACUUACAGCAUCACUUUCCUCCUCUUCCUUCUCCUUCUCUUCAUCUGCUUCUCAGAGCACCUAACGUGGUGUAUCCAGAAAGGUCCCAAGCUGCUGCACUGGCUCCCUGCACUGUCAGGUCUAGUGACCACACAGCCUGGACUUCGAGUAGCCCUGGGCAUUGCCACCAUCCUCCUCAUCUUCACCAUGGCUGUUGCUAGCCUGUUCUUCUUACCAGCAUCAGCAGACUGCCCUUUCCAAGCUCCCACUGUGUCCUCCAUGGAUCUCAACCUGUCCUGGGAGCUACCUGGGUCACUGCCUCUUAUCAGUGUCCCUUACUCCAUGCACUGCUGCGUGCUGGGUUUCCUCUCCUGUUCCCUCUUUCUGCACAUGAGCUUUGAACUGAAGCUGGUGCUGCUCCUGCUGUGGCUGGCUGCUUCCUGCUCCAUCUUCCUGCACUCCCACGCCUGGCUGUCAGACUGCCUCAUCGCCCACCUUUACCUAGGCCACUUGGACUCCAGACCAGGAGUCCUGAAGGAACCGAAGUUGAUGGGAGCUAUCUCCUUCUUCAUCUUCUUCUUCACCCUCCUUGUCCUGGCGCGGCAGAAUGAGUAUUACUGCCGCUUGGACUUCCUGUGGAAGAAGAAACUGAGACAGGAGCGGGAGGAGACAGAGACGAUGGAGAACCUGACUCGGCUGCUCUUGGAGAAUGUGCUUCCUGCGCAUGUGGCCCCGCAGUUCAUUGGCCAGAACCGGCGCAAUGAGGACCUCUACCAUCAGUCCUAUGAGUGUGUUUGUGUGCUGUUUGCGUCAGUCCCAGACUUCAAGGAGUUUUAUUCUGAAUCCAACAUCAAUCAUGAAGGGCUAGAAUGUCUGCGGCUGCUCAAUGAGAUAAUUGCUGAUUUUGAUGAGCUGCUCUCCAAGCCAAAGUUCAGUGGAGUAGAGAAGAUCAAAACCAUUGGUAGCACCUACAUGGCAGCCACGGGCUUAAAUGCCACCUCCGGACAAGAUACACAACAGGAUGCUGAGCGAAGCUGCAGCCACCUUGGCACCAUGGUGGAAUUUGCAGUGGCCCUGGGGUCAAAGCUGGAUGUCAUCAACAAGCACUCAUUCAACAACUUCCGACUGCGUGUGGGGUUGAACCAUGGACCAGUGGUGGCUGGAGUGAUUGGGGCUCAGAAGCCACAAUAUGAUAUAUGGGGCAACACAGUGAAUGUGGCCAGCCGCAUGGAGAGCACAGGAGUCCUUGGCAAGAUCCAGGUAACUGAGGAAACAGCCCAAGCCCUGCAGUCCCUGGGCUAUACGUGUUACAGUCGAGGUGUCAUCAAGGUCAAAGGCAAAGGACAGCUCUGCACCUACUUCCUGAACACAGACCUGAUACGAACUGGACCUCCCUCAGCCACUCUAAGCUGAGACCCCCACCCCUUCUAAGAGCUGCUAGGUUGUCUGGAGCUAACUGAUGUCGGAAGCUGCUGAUGUAGCUGGGAAUCAUUAUCACCUUGCCCCUCAGCAGGAUGAUUUAUUCCCAGGUCAAUCUGAAUGUGUGUGUGUGUGUGUGUGUGUGUGUGUGUGUGUGUGCACGCACAUGUGCAUGUGCUCACCUGAGUGUAUUGGGAGCAAUUCUUUUCACAAGCUUAGGACUGGACUGCCUGAGCCUCUUUAUCUACCUCCUAACUUGAUUCCAGUAUGUUGCAUACCAUAGAAUCAUACAGAAUUGUAGACAUAUAACUGAAAACAAGGAUUUGUCUUUUCCUCACACCAAGCUUCAAAUAUUGGAAGAAAUCUCCAGAAAUGUCAUUUGACUUGUAUUCAUUUGAACACCACAUAACUACCUAUUAUGUGCUUGCGUAAGAGAAUGAGUGAGUGGCCUGGGAAAUAAACUGAUUCUAUUGCUGU
Octodon degus (degu) is the source of this 3894-nucleotide messenger RNA. RefSeq names its product adenylate cyclase 4 (gene Adcy4). The record is from RefSeq and is a predicted model, not a curated record. Lineage: Eukaryota; Metazoa; Chordata; Mammalia; Rodentia; Octodontidae. Gene Ontology annotation, molecular function: adenylate cyclase activity. The transcript has 25 exons. Bases 178 to 3411 code for a protein of 1077 amino acids. Gene Ontology annotation, cellular component: plasma membrane. Gene Ontology annotation, biological process: cAMP biosynthetic process; adenylate cyclase-inhibiting G protein-coupled receptor signaling pathway; adenylate cyclase-activating G protein-coupled receptor signaling pathway.